Molecule: messenger RNA, 669 nt
Organism: Moesziomyces antarcticus
Lineage: Eukaryota; Fungi; Basidiomycota; Ustilaginomycetes; Ustilaginales; Ustilaginaceae
Exons: 2
Coding region: 1-669 (222 amino acids)
Source: RefSeq, a predicted model, not a curated record
AUGCAAUCCACUGCGACAGCAGCAGAACGCAACGCGCGAGUGGGGGCCAAACCAAAAAAGAAAAGUGAUUUCGCCGAAUUUCUCAGCCCCACCCGCGUCGCCGUUGGUCGCAGUCUCACUUCACCGCCUCCUCGCAGCGUCUCAGCCUCGCCGCCUCGCCGCCGCGCCGCCACAACGCGGGGCAGCGAGGCGAGUGCAGCAGAAUGCAGCUGGCAAUUCUGCGUUGGAUUGCGUGCUAUGGCGGUCAACAAGGCGGGCAAGCCUGCACGCACCAAGACACCCGCUCCAGGUCCGGGGAAGCAGUCCAAAAAGUUCGCCGAAGACGCCGGAAUAUCCCACCUUCUAGAGCUCAGCCAGGCCAUCACAAACGCCAAGGACGAAACGCUCUCGAAACGCAUCGAGCAUACAAAGCAAAAAGCACGCGAGCAGCAGCUCAAGAAACAGUCGCUCGUCGAACGCAAAAAGGCCAAACAAGCCACACAAUCCACCGAGGCAAAGGCAAAGUCCAAGGCAGAAAUCAAGGCCGCCCUCAAGUCCAACAAGCGCGAAAAGGCCAAAGCCAGAAAAGACGCUCGAAAGCAAAGAGCCGCAGACGCCAAAGAGUCUACAACAAGCCCAAAGAAGACUGAAAAGAAGACACGAAAGAGCGUCUCGUUUGCUCUUGCCUAA